AUGCAAACAGCCGAAAGUGUUUGUUUAUGGAAUUAUCAAUUUAAAAAUAAAACAUCUUAUUUAACUUGUACAAAAAAUUUAUUAUGUCAAAAUGAAUUAUUAUCAAAAGCAAUAAUUUAUUGUAUACAAUGUAAUUCAUUACAAUGUUUUUUAUGUGAUAAUGAAAUUCAUAAAAAUUUAAAUAAUAAUCAACAUCAACGAUUAAAUUUAGAUGAAAUUGAAAAUGAAUUUUGUUCAAUUGAUCAACAACAUCAAGCUAUUUUUUAUUGUUCAACAUGUUCAUUAUCAUUUUGUUAUAAUUGUUAUGAAAAACAACAUCAACAGUCAGAUGAACGAGAACAUAAAUUACAAAAAUAUCGAGAUGAACAAAGUUUAUCAAUUAAAAAUAAUAAUGAUCAACAUAAAAUUGAAACUAAACCGAUUAAAAUUCCUGCGUCUUCCAAUGUAAAUAAUGAUAAUACAGAACCUUCAGCAUAUUCAUUUGAAGAUAUUCAAAUAGAUAAUAAUGAUGAAAAUAAUAUAUCAUUAUUAAAUCGAAAAGAACAUUCAAUACAAUCAGUUACUUAUCAAAUGAAUAAAUCAAAUUCUAUGCCGAAACAACAUAAUUUUAAUCAACAAAUGUUACUUGAAUCAAUGAUUGAUGAUAAUGAAAAUGAUCAUACAAUUAAAAGUGAUAAUUGUCUUUCACAACAAAAUCAAUCUGAUAGUGAUUCACAGAAAGAAUUUUUACUCUUCGAUACUAAUGAACAUUUAACUAUAAACAAUGAAUCUGAAUUUUUACAUCGUUUAAAAUGUGAAAAAGAUCUUAGUGUAAAAUGUAUAUCUAUAAUUGGUAAUACAGGUGAUGGUAAAUCUUAUACACUUAAUCAAGUAUUUUUUAAUGGUCAAGAAAUAUUUCAUACAUCAUCAACAGCUAAUUCAUCUACAUUAGGUAUAUGGACAGCACUUGAUGAAUAUCAUCGAAUACUUAUAUUUGAUACUGAAGGUCAUUUUGGUUUAUCAGAAAAUGAUAAUAAACAUAAUAGAUUAUUACUUAAAAUUCUUUGUAUAAGUGAUAUUAUUAUUUAUCGUACACGUGCAUCGAAAUUAUCAAAUGAUAUGUUUCAAUUUUUAUCUGAUAUUUCAAAUGUAUUUAUAAAAUAUUUUCGAAAAGAAUUAGAAAAUAUUAUGAAAAAUUGUAAAAUUGAUGAAUCUAUAUCAACUAUAGGACCAACAUUAAUUAUUUUUCAUGAAACACAACAUACAGAAAUAUUAAAAGAUUAUUUUCAAUGUCAAAAAACAGCUGUUGAACAAUUAAAAGAACGUUUUGAAACAAUGAAAUUAUCUUAUGAUGCUUAUAGUUCAAUUGAAUACGUUGGUAUUCAAACACAAGGAGAAGAAUCAUCAGAUUUUAAUAAAAUCAAAGAAACUAUUACAGUAGCACUUGAUGAUAAUAGACGUGUUCGAAGACCUUUAUCCGUUAUUUUCAAAGUAUUAAAAGCAUUAAAUGAAAAAUUUAAUCAUGUUAUUUCCCCAUCAAUACCAUCGACAUUACCAGAUGAUUUUUUUGCGUGUAAUACAAAAUGUCUUUCUUGUGGAGCUAAAUGUAUAAUACCAGCAAAUCAUGAAAAAGAUAAUAUUCCACAUAAAUGUGAUAAACGAUGUUUAUAUAAUAAAGAAUUAGAUAAUGAAGUUUGGAAAUGUUUAUUAUGUCAUCGUGAUGGACGUGAUACAAUUGUCUAUGGAAAAUUAAUAAAAAAAAAUGAUAAUCUUGUUCAAGGAUUACUUAAAUAUGUUUGGUCUGGUUGUGCUAUUGAAUGUCGAUAUCAUGGUGAAAUUUAUCGUUCAAGAAAACAUUGGUAUGGAAAUAAUGAACCAAAAGAUGUUACAUAUGUAGAAAUAAUUCAUGUGUGGCCUGAUGAUGAUAAUAGUCGAUUAGCUAGUGAUGUUACACCAAGAAAAUUUGUUGAAUUAAUUGUUUAUGCUAGCAGUUAUCUUUCAGCACCAACAAAACUAAUAACAGAAAUGGUCGCUGAUCAAGUAGCACCAUCGUAUUGGGUACCAAAUAAAUAUGUUACUGUUUGUUCAGGAUGUAAACUUCAUUUUGGUUCAGAAUAUUCUAAACAUCAUUGUCGAAUAUGUGGUCAUGUAUUUUGUGAUACAUGUACAAAAUAUCGUCGUAUUGUUUCAUGGAUUGAUACUGAAAAAUCAGUACGUGUAUGUCGUAAUUGUAAUGAAAAUCCGAAAUCAUUAUCUGAAAUACAAAAACAAUUAAGUCAAAAAAUAUAUGAAAAUGGUUGUAGUGAUGAUUCAAUAAGUACAACUUCAUCCAGUGAACAACUUAACGAUUUAUAUUUAACACCAACUGAUAUUUUUGAUAUUGAACAACCAAGUACAGGUGCAGUUUUAGUUGAUAUUCCAACAUCAAGACGUGUUUAUGAAACUGUUAAAAGUGGACUUGAAAAAAUUGGAGUUAAUUAUCCAAUUGAACUUAUUAAAGAAAGUACUCGACCAAGUUAUUGGAAACCAGAUAAUGAAUGUUAUGCUUGUCAUAUUUGUAAACGAAUAUUUAAUAAUACAACAAAUCGAUUACAUCAUUGUCGAAGUUGUGGUGAUGGUGUUUGUGAAAAUUGUUCACCAAAUCAACGUCCUGUACCAGAACGAGAUUGGUUAACACCUGUACGUAUGUUUAUGUAUAAUGGUUAUUCAUCGUAUGAUAGUGAAAUUCAACGACACAUUGUAUGUAAUUCACCAUUAUCAUCAAAUGUACCAUUAUCAGUAGCUGAAGAAAUUGUUUUACCUUAUUUAAAACAUAUAAAUGAAUUAAUAAUAAGUAAUCGAUUAUUUUCAAUUAUAACUGAUAAAGAUUUUAAAUGGACACUUGAAAUAUUUGCAUUUGGUUUUACAUGUGAAGAACCUGUUAUACUUCAAUUAUGUUCAAAUAUUUAUGUUGAAUGGUUAAAAGUAUUUGAAGGAGGAACAUCAAAUAAUUCAAAUUCAAUUCCACCAAUAUUAAGAGAAAAAACAGAAUUUUAUUGGUCACAAAUGUUUUGGCAUUUAUAUCAUCUCUUUGUUGUUCAUGAUGAGAAACCAGCUGAUCUAUUAACAAAACGUAUAUAUACUCAUAAAGUUCUUCGUCAAUUACAAGCAAUGAUUAGUCAAACAGAUUUAAGUCUUGAUUUAUGGCAUAUUUUACUUCAAGUAUUUUUAGCUAUUGGUAAUACUGUACUAUCUUCACCUUAUCGAACAAAUGAAGAAGCUACUGCUGUUAUGAGUUUUCGUCUUGUACCAUCGAUUUAUCAAGUAUUUUUGGUUGCUGUUUGUAAAGUAGAUAUUCCACCUGGUUUAUGGAGAACAUUUCGUGAUUAUGCAGUAACUUGGUGUCAUCGACCUGCUGUUGUGUAUGAUUGGGCACAACUUACAUGUGUUCUUACAUCAACUGUUGUACGAAAAUUAUGGUGGCCAGAUUUAGUACCACUUCAAUAUAUUUGUACUGAAACUGAUCAAAGUGAUUAUAUACAAAAGAUAAUCGAUUCUCUUCCAUUAGAUUUACUUGUUAUAACAUGGAUCAAAUUUCUUACGAUUCUACAAAAUCCAUCUGAAUGUGGUGAUGUUACAAUUUUUCUUCGUAUGCCAAAAUACGCAAAUCAAUUACAAGGAAAUUCAAAUAUAAAAUUAAGAGAUUUAACAUCAUUACAAGAAUUACCACGUAUUUUUGUUAAUGUUACUAAAGCAAUUGGAAUGUUUGUUGAUAUAUGGUUAGGAAAAGAUAUUGAUUCAACUUCUUUAUAUAGCCCUAAACCUAUGAGUAAUUCAACAGUUUCAAUGAAUGAUAAUCCAACAUCAAAUAGUAAUGUAUUAUCAUCAUCACGUCCUUUUGCUCAAUCUGUUCGUGCAAUUCCAUCAAAUUCACAACAACAGCAACAACCACCAAUAGCGGGAACAUUAAAACCUACGAAAUCAUAUACUGAAAAUCGAAGAAUCAGUACUCCACCUAGUCAGAUAUCUUCAGCAGUAUCACCAACAACUAAUACAAAUUUAUCAUUAUCAAUUUCUCAACAAAAUCGUUCUGAACAAUUAUCAAAAAUUUUACGAAUAAAUCGACCUACUAUAAAUAGUUUAAUGCAUUUAUAUGGUCCAUGGAUAUUAGAUGCUUGUUUAUUACAAAUGAAAGAUCGUUAUACACGUUCAGGAACAAUAAUUAAUUCAAAUGAUUCUUCACGAAUAAAUGAAAUUGAUAAGACAUUAGAUAUUCAGAAUGAACGUUUAAUAGAUGAAGCAUUUGCUAAAUCAUUUGCAACAAUAUGUACAAUAUUUGGUAGUGCACAUUGUAAUGAAUUUAUACAUGCAGAAUAUUUAAGUAGAUUUUAUUAUGUUUUACAACAAGGUCUUCGAUUUUAUCAAGGUGAUGAACAACGUUCUCGAACAAUAAUUGAAUCAAUUUUAUUAAAUAGUGCUGAUUUAUUUCGUAUUAAUUUACGUGGUAUUAAUAUUUUAUUACCACUUUAUUUAGAUGCUAUUGAAUGUUAUCUUCAAAUUGAUUUUCAAACAUAUAUUAAUAAUCAAUCAAAUAUAAAAAAUGUAACAAUUAUUCGUGAUCGUUUUAUACGUAUUCGUUUAAAAUCAAUUCAAAUACUUAUGUCAAUUGUUAGUUUACCAUUUUAUUAUGAAGAUCUUCAACAAUAUUUAUUUGAAGAUUAUCUUGAAAAAUCACAUGAUGUACAACCAACAGUUAAAACAUUUUUACAAUAUCGUUUUAAAAUAUUUCAAUUAUUAUUAAAUGCUUUACACAUCGAACAAGAUAUUACUAAUGUUCAAUUAUUAUUUGGUACUAUUCGUUUAGCUUGUUCAUUAUUAGCUCACGAUGAACGACAACAAGGAAAAUCAGAAGAAAAAGUUAAUAAAGAUAUACCUCCGGAAUAUUCAAGUCAUGCAGUAUUAUUAAUUUGCGAGAAAGGUACAAGUGAUUCUCAAUUAUUUUUGGCUGCACUUGAUACACUUACUUCAUUUGUAACUGAUCCAAUAUGUCAAAUACCUAUUGAAAUAUGGAAAAAAGUUCUUAAACGUUUAUGUACAUUUAUUGAUACACAAUUACAUUUAAGUCCAAAACAUCAUACACGUGAAAUGCAUUCAACAUGUGUUGCAACAUAUAAUACAUUAAUAACAUUAAUUAUUGAACGGCCAACAUUACUUGAUGAUGUAGAAAAUUUAUUUCAAUUAUGUGAAAUUAUUGAAUUAGGAAUAUCGGGUGAAAAAGCUCAGUCAUCAGAAAAAAUUAUUUAUAAAAAAUAUAAAGAAUUUCAUCCAGCAUCACAACGUGUUGCUGAAGCUGCUGAAUAUUUAAUGUGUAUUCUAUUUGAACAUAAAAGUUUAAGCCAAUUAACAAAUGUUUCACAGCGUUCUGUGGAAGGAGCAUGUAGACAUGCUGAACUUGCUGGUGAUAUAUUAAAUGAAGAGGCUGUCUUACAUUUGAAAAAUGAUAUAUGUAGAAAUUGGUUGGAUGAAACAACAUUUUCUAAUUCAAUGACAUCAACACAAUUUAAAUAUUUUGCUGUAAAUGGAAAUACUUUAUUUGCAAUUACUGAAUUACCAAUUAGUGUUAAUAAUGGUAUGCCAGCAAUUAUUCUUCUUUGUCGUGGAUUAUUCGGUAAAAAUGUUUGGACAUUAAAUUUUCGUUAUAAUCCUCUAUCAAAUCUACUAAUACGUCGAAAUCAAUCUAGUGAACGAAUUUUGAGUGAAAAUGAUAAAACAACUUCAUCAUCAACCAUUAGUUCAGUCAAUGAUCAUAAAGAAAAACUUGUUCUACCACAUAGUACACGAAAUGAACGAGCAAAAAGCGAUUCAUCUCGACAUAGCAGUUUUUAUCAUCCACCUGAAUUAAGUAUUCCAACAUUAAAUUCUGUUGUUAAACGUGAUGAAGAAAAAUUAAAUUUAUUUCGAACAUUAAAAACAAAACAAAUUAAAAUUGAAGAAAAUGCUAUACAACGUACUUAUUUAAUUGAUGAAAAACCGAUACCAGAAUGCAAACCACAAGAAUGUCAAAAACAUUUCGAAAGUAUUCGUUUAUUUUUAUCACAUUAUGGUUUUUGUUCAUUAGAUUCAAUGCAUCAUCUUAUUAAUGGAAAACAAUGGGUAAAAGAAAUUUUUUUUUUUUUUUUUGAUUUUCGAAAAAUUUGAUUAAAUAUUAAUAGAAUGAAUC
This is a messenger RNA of Rotaria sordida, 6178 nucleotides long. Lineage: Eukaryota; Metazoa; Rotifera; Eurotatoria; Philodinida; Philodinidae. The record is from the annotation of a GenBank genome assembly.